This is a messenger RNA of Melitaea cinxia (Glanville fritillary), 586 nucleotides long. RefSeq names its product glycine-rich cell wall structural protein-like. The transcript is spliced from 3 exons. Lineage: Eukaryota; Metazoa; Arthropoda; Insecta; Lepidoptera; Nymphalidae. The record is from RefSeq and is a predicted model, not a curated record. The coding region runs from base 44 to 586 and encodes 180 amino acids.
AGAGGAACAACGCGAAGAAGCGAUCCAAAAAAAAAAACCCACCAUGAAGUUCUUUAUGAUUGCAUCGUUGACUCUAUUGGUCGUAAUGGCUGUUGACUCCACGGAUUACGAAUCUGAAGAAUCCAAGGGACUUGGCGGAGGUCUGGGCUUAUCUGUGGCUGAGAGUGAUUCUGAAACAUUUGGGCAUAGUCGUGCUAAAAAAACUGGAGGCGGUGGUUCUGGCGCCGGGGCUGGUAGUGGCUCUGGGGGUGCUGGAGGCGGUGGUGCUGGCGCGGGGGCUGGCAGUGGUUCUGGAGGUGCUGGAGGCGGUGGUGCUGGAGCAGGUGCUGGCAGUGGUUCUGGGGGUGCUGGAGGCGGUGGUGCUGGCGCGGGGGCUGGCAGUGGUUCUGGGGCUGCUGGAGGCGGUGGUUCUGGCGCCGGAGCUGGUAGUGGCUCUGGGGGUGCUGGAGGCGGUGGUGCUGGCGCGGGGGCUGGCAGUGGUUCUGGGGGUGCUGGGGGCGGUGGUGCUGGCGCGGGGGCUGGCAGUGGUUCUGGGGGUGCUAGAGGCGAUGGUGCUGGAGCAGGCCCUUGCAGUGGCUCUUGUUAA